AUGAAAAAGAUGUUUCAAGAAAAUGAAGAACUAAGAAAAAAUUUAAAAUACUUUGUUGAAAGCUAAAAGUAAGUCUUAAGGUGGCCUCUGAUUGCCUAAUAAUUGGAAACACUUCAUGAUAUAAAGAUUGACAUACCCUACGAAUUAAAAUAGAUUUACUAGGAUUAUUGCUGUCCUAAACCUGAAAUAGAAUCCAAUAAUUUAUAAAUUUUGAUGUAAACUAUUAUUGAAUGUCGAUGUGAUAUGUCAUCCACACUUGAAAAGUUUGUUCAAAGAAGCGGACUUAAAAUAUCAUGUUAUUUAUUAACUAGUAGAGCAUAACAAAUCUUUAAAAAGGCAAUUGAAAAAGGUAUUAUGGUUUUUGUAAGGAAUAAGACUGAAUAGAAAAAAAGAUUAACUAAUUUUCCAAAAGCGAACAUUGUCAGGCUCAUCAAAUGUCUAGAUUUAAAGCCAAAUAAUGAACAUUGCAUCAUGGUUAUUGAAGCGGCAAAUUGUCUUAAAGAACUAUUACUAACAUAUUCAAUUAACAAAGAUAAGGAUCGUUCAGUGUAUUAUGAAGAAAUAAAAUAGAAGAUGAAUAAGAAUCAAUUCUUUCGAACUCUUUUGUGUUUAUCUUUUCUUGAUGACCUACGUAUGAUUAGUUAAAAAUUAAUUACAUCAGAUAAGUAGUUGUUGCCUGACUAUUUCCUGUAGGAUUCAAUAGAGAAAAACAAGAAUUUGGAUGUUUAUCAGUUUUUAUAUGUAUCCGAUAUGCAAUUAAAAUAUUAAAUGUACAAUGAUUCAAAAGAUCUCUAACAUGAUUAAGAAUUUAAGUACUAUAUUGAGGAAUAUCAAUAUAAUAAGUUUAAGAAGUUAUCAAAAGAAUUGAUCCAAGAGAAACCAAUGAAGAGAAGUAUUCAGACAGUAAGAGGCAAAAUUAUCACGAAUACAAAAUAUUAUCCAAGCAAAAAGACUAUUAAGUUCAAUAAAGACUUGGAUAACAACUUUGAUGAGUAAGAAGAUGAUUCUGCAGGAUGUUACAGAGUGGAUAUUCCCUUAUUUAAACAAAGUAAUUGA
Messenger RNA from Paramecium tetraurelia, 1056 nucleotides. RefSeq lists its product as uncharacterized. The record is from RefSeq and is a predicted model, not a curated record. NCBI's taxonomy places the organism in Eukaryota, Ciliophora, Oligohymenophorea, Peniculida, Parameciidae. The transcript has 2 exons.